Amphiprion ocellaris (clown anemonefish) is the source of this 5838-nucleotide messenger RNA. RefSeq names its product anoctamin 5a (gene ano5a). The transcript has 19 exons. NCBI's taxonomy places the organism in Eukaryota, Metazoa, Chordata, Actinopteri, Pomacentridae. The coding region runs from base 1353 to 3959 and encodes 868 amino acids. Gene Ontology annotation, molecular function: protein dimerization activity; chloride channel activity. The record is from RefSeq and is a predicted model, not a curated record. Gene Ontology annotation, cellular component: plasma membrane. Gene Ontology annotation, biological process: chloride transmembrane transport.
ACCUUUUCUAUGUUUAGAACAAAUUUGAGGAUUGCAAUCAUCUGUUACAUGCAGUAAAAACACGUUGCAGUGAUACAGUAGUCAGCAUUUACUUACUUUACUGUGAGAAAAAAAACCACAUUAUCUUAGUUUAGUUGUUGCUGAAAAACAGAAAAGCAUAUACAUUAAAGAGAGAGUGGCACACAUUAGAUUUUGUGGCACAAAUAUCAAAGUGCAUUAAAACAAAGUCUAAAUCUUUUCGUCCAAACCAUAAAUGCUUUAAAGAUAUUAUUUUAAAGGACCCCCUCCCUGAAAUCAAAAGCCUACUUAUGUUCCACCAUGUUCUACAUUUACCCUCCUUAAUUAAGAUAAAAGGCAGCAUACACAUGUCGCAACGCCCAGUAGUUACGGGUUACUUAGUUGAUGUAUAGAAGUCUGUGGCUGCUACCAGCUUCACUGAGCAGAGGCACAUCCCAGCAGAUGCACUGAUUCCAUACGGCUGAUCUGUAAUUACCGCAAAUUAGAGAGCUUCUGCAGCAUCGUCCCAGUUAAAGAAAGCAUCCACCCAGCCAUGGUCAACAUGGCCCAAUCUGGUCAGGAAGGUAAUGCAGACCAGUGGUUAAAACGUAUGCAUAAUUUGGGACAAGAAAACCAUAGAAACGUGGAAAACAUAGACAUGAAUACACGUUGACUGCUCUUAGUUGGUACAGAAGGAACCAGGGUAGUAGAUGAAGCUGUACAGUGGGUUAAAAAACAGUGGUGUUACUUACGGUACAUCAGUGCCUUCAUAGUUAAUUUAUGCAGCAUGUCUGAGACUACUGCAUUUUUCACUGUGCCUACAAUAAGGUCUUCAGAUUGUUCAGUCAUUUAGGUUCAAAGAGUCAGAACAGAAAACAGUUAUCAGUUUUGGUAUUCUUAUCAGGUCCUUCUAGAGAAGAUUUCUUAACGUGGUUGUCUGGCUUUUGAGCUGAGAUUUCACUGGUUAUGUGAAAUGUGAGGCAGCAUAUUUAAAGGACUGUUGGACAGCACAGGGAUGCCACCUCCCCUCUCUGAUGCUGUGCUCUCUAUUAGAUUAGCUAGCUGGUUGCGGCUAUGCUACCCCCGGUGCUGAUGUCAUCUGUCAGACUCUCCUUCACCACUUGCCUAGUUUCCCUCCUCCUUUUCCUCUUUCUCUCUCUUUUCUGUGUGACUGAGCUAGUGAGGGCUUGUCCUGGGAGGUUAGUGGACUGGUUGUGUCUAUCUGGACAGAGAUCAGUGGAGUGAGAGAGGCAGUGCUUUCAGAGCUGGACCCUACUCCCUGGAGAAAGGCAGUUUUACUCUGUUGGAUAGCCGGCCUUUCCGCUGAUGCAUCUUUACCAUAAAGGGAGUGGGCCAUGGAGAUUGACAAACAACAGCACAGCAAAGACUCUGUGUUCUUCCGUGACGGAGUUCGCAGGAUUGAUUUCGUCCUGUCCUAUGUUGAUGAUAAAGAUGGGGAGAGAAAACAGGAGAGGAGGAAGGUGUAUGAGGCCAAUUUGGAGAAAGUUGGCCUGGAGUUGGAGACAGAAGAUAAAUCGGAGUCAGAGGAUGGCAAGACAUAUUUUGUGAAAGUCCACGCUCCAUGGGAAGUGUUGGCUACCUACGCAGAUGUGCUGAAGAUCAAGGUUCCAUUCAAGGUCAACGACAUCCCAGACAACAGCGAGAUGCCCAUGAACUGGCUGUCCACGCCGUUUCGUCUGCCUGAGCACAUCAUGCACCCUGAGCCAGACUUUUUCACAGCUCCCUUCAACAAGAGCAAAUCUGACUUCUUCCUUAUCGACGACAAGGACACGUUCUUUCCUCCCUCUACGCGCAACAGGAUAGUCUACUAUAUCCUGUCCCGCUGUUCCUACUUCAGGGAUGAAUGUGCAGAUAAAGACAAAAAGGGAAUCAAGAGGUUGCUCAACAAUGGCACCUACACUGCUGCCUUCCCCCUGCAUGAUUCAAGAUACUGGACAAGAUCGAGGGAUGAUAAGUGCGAGAGUGAGAGAUACAACCUCUACAAACACUGGGCCAGAUUCCUGUGUUUCUUUAAGGAGCAGCCCCUCAACCUUGUAAGGAAGUAUUAUGGGGAGAAGAUUGGGAUUUAUUUUGCGUGGCUGGGAUUCUACACUGAGAUGCUGCUGUUUGCUGCAGUUGUAGGGACUAUUUGUUUCAUUUAUGGAUUCCUCACCUAUGAUGACAACCAGUGGAGUAAAGAAAUAUGCAGUGAGAAAAUUGGGGGCAAUAUUGUCAUGUGCCCACUGUGUGAUAAAAAAUGUAGCUACUGGAAACUCAACACAACAUGCAAUUCCUCAUGGCAAUCACACUUAUUUGACAACGUGGGAACAGUGUUUUUUGCCAUAUUCAUGGGGAUUUGGGUGACGCUGUUUCUGGAGUUCUGGAAGAGGCGGCAGGCCCGUCUAGAGUAUGAGUGGGAUCUGGUCGACUUUGAGGAGGAGCAACAGCAGCUGCAGCUUCGGCCAGAGUACGAGACCAAGUGCACCAACCGCAAGAUGAACCGCAUCACUCAGGAAACUGAGUGGGUUCUUGACAGGACUGCUACAGAUCUAGUGGGGAAAUUGUUUCUGUGCUGGGCCACCGUACUCCUCUGGAUCUCAUUGAUCAUUGCCUGCAUCAUUGGGGUCAUAGCGUACCGCUUGGCGGUGUAUGCGGCCUUUGCUAGCAUCAUGAAGGACAGUCCCACCACCCACCUGGAGGUGGUUGGUCCCUACAUCACACCACAGCUGGCCACUUCUGUCACCGCCUCUUGCAUCAACUUUGUCAUCAUCAUGAUCCUCAACCUCAUGUAUGAGAGAGUGGCUAUUUGGAUCACUGAUAUGGAAAUUCCAAAGACCCACCUGGAAUAUGAGAACAAACUGACGGUGAAGAUGUUCCUCUUCCAAUUUGUCAACUACUACUCCUCCUGCUUCUAUGUGGCUUUCUUUAAGGGAAAGUUUGUUGGCUAUCCUGGAAAGUAUGCUUAUAUGUUUGGCUGGAGCACACUAAGGAAUGAAGAGUGUGACCCUGGCGGUUGUCUUAUCGAGCUGACCACCCAGCUGGUGAUAGUGAUGACUGGGAAACAGGUGUGGGGCAACAUCCAGGAAGCUCUGGUCCCGUGGCUGAUGAACUGGUGGGGCAGCAGGAAGGCACGAAACCACCCAGAGAGUCUGUACAGCCGCUGGGAGCAGGACCACGACCUGCAGGGCUUUGGACAGCUGGGCCUCUUCUAUGAGUACCUGGAAAUGGUGAUCCAGUUUGGUUUUAUCACACUGUUCGUCGCCUCCUUCCCCUUGGCACCCCUGCUGGCGCUCAUCAACAACAUCAUUGAGGUUAGAGUGGACGCUUGGAAACUCACCACUCAGUUCAGACGCCCUGUGGCAGCCAAGGCUCACAGCAUCGGAGCCUGGGAGGAAAUCCUCAACGGGAUGGCUGUGCUCUCUGUGGUGACAAAUGCGUUCAUCGUGGCCUUCACCUCUGAUAUGAUCCCUCGGCUAGUGUACAUGUACGCCUACCAGCCAGAGAUGAACAUGAAAGGCUACAUAAACAAUAGCCUGUCGGUGUUCAACAUCUCUGACUUCCUAACGGACAGCAGGCCAGAUGAUGACGAGAAUCCUGCCUGGUUCAACAGUUCCAUCACUACCUGCAGGUAUCGUGAUUACCGCUAUCCUCCUGGGCAUGAGAAGCAGUACUCCCACACUAUGCAGUUCUGGCAUAUUUUGGCUGCCAAGCUGGCUUUCAUCAUUAUCAUGGAGCAUGUUGUGUUCGUAGUUAAAUUCCUUGUGGCCUGGUUGAUCCCUGAUGUGCCAUCCGACGUGAGGGCUCGGGUGAAGAGAGAGCGCUACCUGGUCCAGGAGUAUCUCCACAACUACGAAGUGGAGAAGCUGAAGAUCCAACUCAGCCAAAACAGCAACGAGUGCAACUGCACGCCCAUGAUAUAUCCGUCUUUAUCCAAACAUGAGGUGCUGUCAGAGUGCCUUUAGCCCGACGAGCUGCUGCUUGACCAGCGGGAUGUGGUGAUGUAGAUUCCCCUGCUUGUGUAUUCUGAUACUGACCACCCCUUUGCAGCGUUGCCUGUGUUGUUUAUUACAUGCUCACAGACGACGUUUACUAAAGAGCUAGAGGUUCACUCAACUCAAAGAUAUCCCUCUACUACAAACCUGCUGAUAGUGGACUUAUAGUGCACAACUUGCAAAGACCAAGUCUCCAUGCAUGCUGAAACCUUGAGGCACUUGAAUUUAAACAUCUUUCACCUAUUUAUGGCUUUUCACUCGCUGUGUUGUAAUUACAGUGUUGAGGAUAUUUAACAUUUGCUGUAAGGAAAGAGGAAAUCAUACACUGAGUCUAAACCGGACAGCUUGUUUUAAAACAAGACUAUUUAUUUUAAGUGCCACUAUGAGUAACCAAAGACUUGAUGCCUUAAUAUGAUAAAUCACAAAGUCAUCAUCGGUUCUAUGUCAGUCAAAUCAAAGUUACUGGAAAUUUUGCUUCUUCUUGAAUGUUUGAAUAUUUCCUUUGUUCAAACUUUAUGUUCAGAUUAAUGAAGCUUUCAAGUGUCAUAUAAUGUAAGUUUGUUCCAACUCUUUUUUUGUUGUUUUCUACAGUUAUUGCAACAAAUGUGAGCAUUGUUUAUUUCUCAGCAUUGAGGUCACAGCACAGAUGUAACACAAUUUUCCCAAAUUAUGUGCCUCACUCCCCUGGCUGUUAGAGGCCUGGACACAUUCUGUCAUAAUCUCACAACAAACCAACACUUUCUGUAGGCCAAAACCUGACAUGUGAAGUAGCUUCUUCUUUUUUUUUAUGAAGAGAAAUCUGUGCUGCUGUUACUACUGUGAGUAAGGACAGAUUUUGUCCUACGUUGGCCAGUUGUUCAGCCGCAGGAGCAGCAGCUGGUGCGCGUUGACUGUUGACAGUGUGUACUGUUCAUGGAGAUGAGAGACGAAAAACCUAAGAGAGUGAAGAGAUCCCUUUUUAAUGUGCCUCUGUUUACCGACAUGUCGCCGCUAAUGAAAGCCUUUCCCCUCCUCCUACUGAACCCUGUUUGCUCCAUUACACAAAGCACAUCAGCCAUCGCCUAGCUCUUGUGCUUCUGGUUUCCUCUGCUGUUUCUGUGUAGAGAAGGAAAGAUACACAUUCUUUUUUUUUUAUUUUGCACAAAGCACUUAAUGAAACAUGACUACCAAGACAUACGCAUGUCAAACUAAUUGUUGUCAUGACACUCUGUACUCAUAAUCAGUGUUUUGAAGCAGCAAGGUGUGAUAAUUGUUGUUCAUUUAAACGGAAGAAAAGCUGUACUGUUAGUAAGAAGGAGUUCCCUGUUCUGAUUUUGAUGUUUGUAUUAAGUUGAAAUGUCAGCAAGAAAACAAAAUGUAGCUUUUGUUAGAAAUUAUAUGAAGGAUGUUUCACAUUUAUAAGAUGGCCUACAUGGUCAUGUGGGAGGUGUAUCUGUUACUGAACUAUUUAAAUUGAAUAUCAAGUAGCCGACUGGUUGUGCUACAGACUCAGACAAUUAAAUCUGUUGAUUUAAGGUGUAUUUAGAUCUGGCAGUCUAACUACACUUGCCUUACUUAUUACCUUCGCUCAGCUGAAGUAAUGCCUGUUGAUGCCUUAAUACAUCCAAUACUUUGUUUUCUCUUGUAUUUACUUGUACUUCUCUCUCACCCUGUUUUGUGUAUGUUGUUUUUUGUUUAUACUUUAGUAAUAUUUUAUUUUACAUACUUGUGGGUGAAAAAGGUGAACCUGUUUACUGUAUGCUUAAAGUUAAAAUUUCAAGUUUUUAUUCAUUUUUGUAAUUGUCCUUUAUCCAAAUGUGUAAUGCAACAGAAAAAAAAAUCUGUAAAAUAAAGUACCAGUUCAGCUUGA